AUGAUUGUGUCAAAAGUAAGAAUGUCUGCAGCUCAGGUUGCAUAUUUCAUGGCAGUUUUGGACACCGCUGGUCAGGACGAAUUCAGUGUCAUGCGAGAACAAUACAUGCGGAGAGGACAGGGAUUCAUCAUUGUUUUCUCUGUUACGGAUCCGCAAAGCUUCAAACAAGUUCGUCGUUUCCACACCCAAAUUCUGCGUGCAAAGGACUGCGAAUCUUACCCAAUGAUUUUGGCAGGAAACAAGAUCGAUCUCGUUCAUCAGCGCAUCAUCACCGAAGAACAAGGCAAAGAAUUGGCAAAAGAGUUAAUGGUUCGUUUGUUUCGAAGUUUCGUUACUUUUCUCUGA
Molecule: messenger RNA, 345 nt
Organism: Echinostoma caproni
Lineage: Eukaryota; Metazoa; Platyhelminthes; Trematoda; Plagiorchiida; Echinostomatidae
Source: the annotation of a GenBank genome assembly